Alligator sinensis (Chinese alligator) is the source of this 7347-nucleotide messenger RNA. RefSeq names its product amyloid beta precursor protein binding protein 2 (gene APPBP2). The transcript has 13 exons. Gene Ontology annotation, biological process: intracellular protein transport. Gene Ontology annotation, molecular function: protein binding. The record is from RefSeq and is a predicted model, not a curated record. NCBI's taxonomy places the organism in Eukaryota, Metazoa, Chordata, Crocodylia, Alligatoridae. Bases 1 to 1710 code for a protein of 569 amino acids.
AUGAUUCAUUGCAACCCUUUGGAAAGGUGUAAGGAAAGUAAGUCCGCUUCGAAUAAGAUCCCCUCGGAUUCAGUGCGACCAUUCAAAAAGCUUUACCAACAAGGCCGCUUAUGCCAGCUUGGCAGUGAAUUCUGUGAACUGGAAGUUUUUGCAAAGGUGCUACGAGCUUUGGAUAAAAGGCAUCUACUUCAUCAUUGUUUUCAGGCUUUGAUGGAUCAUGGAGUAAAAGUUGCCUCCGUACUGGCCUAUUCAUUCAGUCGACGGUGUUCCUACAUAGCAGAAUCAGAUUCUGCUGUGAAAGAAAAAGCAAUCCAGAUUGGUUUUGUUUUAGGAGGAUUCCUGUCAGAUGCUGGCUGGUAUAGUGACGCUGAAAAGGUGUUUCUUUCCUGCCUUCAAUUAUGCGCCCUUCACGAUGAAAUACUUCAUUGGUUUCGUGCAGUAGAAUGUUGUGUAAGGUUGCUGCAUGUUCGAAAUGGCAAUUGUAAAUACCACCUGGGAGAAGAAACAUUCAAACUAGCGCAGUCUUACAUGGACAAACUUGCAAAACAUGGUCAACAAGCAAACAAAGCAGCGCUCUAUGGGGAACUGUGUGCACUACUCUUUGCAAAGAGCCAUUAUGAUGAGGCUUACAAGUGGUGUAUAGAAGCUAUGAAGGAAAUCACAGUUGGCUUGCCUGUAAAAGUAGUGGUGGAUGUUUUAAGACAAGCUUCAAAGGCUUGUGUUGUAAAACGUGAAUUUAAGAAAGCAGAGCAAUUAAUAAAGCAUGCAGUGUAUCUAGCCAGGGAGCAUUUUGGAGCCAAACACCCAAAAUAUUCCGACACAUUACUAGACUAUGGGUUUUACUUGCUGAAUGUAGAUAAUAUAUGCCAGUCUGUUGCAAUUUAUCAGACAGCUCUUGAUAUCCGACAGUCAGUGUUUGGAGGAAAAAACAUCCAUGUAGCCACAGCCCAUGAAGAUUUAGCUUAUUCUUCUUAUGUGCACCAGUAUAGCUCUGGAAAAUUUGACAAUGCGCUAUUCCAUGCUGAACGUGCUAUUGGCAUUAUCACCCACAUUCUCCCUGAAGAUCAUCUUCUUUUGGCCUCUUCCAAGAGAGUUAAAGCACUUAUCCUGGAAGAGAUUGCAAUAGACUGUCACAAUAAGGAAACUGAGCAAAGAUUACUUCAGGAAGCUCAUGAUUUGCAUCUAUCUUCACUCCAGUUAGCUAAAAAAGCCUUUGGGGAAUUUAAUGUACAGACAGCAAAACACUAUGGCAACCUUGGCAGACUUUAUCAGUCCAUGAGAAAAUUUAAGGAAGCUGAAGAAAUGCACAUCAAAGCAAUUCAAAUUAAGGAGCAGCUCCUUGGUCAAGAAGACUAUGAAGUUGCCCUGUCAGUGGGACACCUAGCUUCUCUCUAUAACUACGACAUGAAUCAAUAUGAAAAUGCCGAAAAGCUUUAUCUGAGAUCAAUAGCAAUUGGGAAGAAGCUUUUUGGCGAAGGUUACAGUGGACUAGAAUAUGAUUAUAGAGGUCUCAUUAAACUGUACAAUUCCAUUGGCAACUAUGAGAAAGUUUUCGAAUACCACAAUAUUUUGGCCAAUUGGAACCGAUUGCGAGAUCGGCAGUUCUCAGUUACAGAUGCUCUGGAGGAUGUAAGCACCAGCCCUCAAUCCACUGAAGAAGUGGUCCAGUCUUUUCUGAUGUCUCAGAAUGUUGAUGGACAGAAUAGCUAAGGAACUUGGUCAAUUAACCAAUUACUUCUUCUUUUUUUUCCCCCAAACUACAGGGGAAAGUCAUACUGUGAAAUCUAAACCAUGUAGUUUUUCUGGGGGCUGGAAUUUGCAUUGAAACACUGGUCCAGUCCACUGAAGAGUGCCCAUACGGAUGAAUGUGUGUUUAAAUUCUUAUCAGCAUGUGUAUGGCAUGUCUAGUUCGGCUCCCAUUUUGAACUUGGUAUUCCAGAAACCCGUCUCUCUUCUUUUUUCCAAAAGGCUACUUUGCAGAAAGGCUGCAGGAAAACAUUAAAUAAAACUGUUUGAGCCCAAAAGAGUUGCAUUCUUGUUAUGAAUGCACAGUUUCAACGAGAACAUUCUUCUAACAAGCAGAAGUAAUAAAUACUAUAUUGUAUAAAUGGUAUGAAAAAGAUCUUUCUCCUGUGUGCAUUGUAGCAAAAUUAAUGGCAAAUAUUAGGGUAAAGGAGAAUGCCCUAGCUUUGUUAGCUGUCUCAUGAAGAAAAAAUGGCAAAGAACCACUCCAGAACGCAACGUUUUUUAUGAACCACAAAAGAUUGUUAAAGAAGUGACACCGUUUGUUGUUUUAAAGAUCUGAACUGGACCAGUGUUCGUUUGAGUGGGACGAUCCAGUAGACCAGCAUUCUUAGUUUCCUAUGGUACAAUACAAGAACUAUAGUUUCCAAAACAGGACCAGGAGAAUCAAAAGUGGACCAGUCUAUCUAGAAAAGUUUUUUGGACCAGUGGCUUUAAUUUAAUAUUUCUGCCCCUGCAUUCACUUUUACCAGUAGAAUUAUUUCAUUUAGAUGUAUGAUCAGUGAUAAUGCAAAAUUAUAUUCAUGUAAUAGAUACAAAACUAGGAGGUGAACGUUCCUUAGCAGUUGCGAUGGCAUGUCUUUAACUAGUAAGCUUAUUCAGAUAUCUAAAAUGUCAAUGCCACAAGCAGAAACUAGAAAUGCUUAACUAUUCGCAUCAGCCUUUUUCUUUUUUCAAAUGGGCUUACUUUAAUAAUUGAGGCAGUAACUUGUUUAUACCGGUUAAUAGUUUUGUAUUACAGUCCAAUUCAGCUUUUGUUUCUGGAAAUCACAACUUAUUGUACAGUUUGCAGGGGUCAGUGGAAAAUGCCAAAAAAGCACAAAAGGUCUCUUCUUUUUUUUUUUGUGAUGCUUCAUUUCUACAUUAAACAGUAGUGCAACCGGAAACCGAUUCUUCUACAUUAAUUUAAGAUGCAUCAGGCAGAUGUAAAGUUCCCUUAACGACGCCUAUUUCACUAGCUUGUCUUAAUUUUUGUUCUGUUUUUGUUUGUCUCUCUUUUUUUAAUUGAACCAAGUCUGUUUUAAUGUUGAGGUAAUGCUCAAAAUUUUGAAAAAUCAAUGUAGCAUAGCAAACUAGAAAUAAGUCAUUGCAGUUACCUCAAUUCUUAUUAUAGUGGUACAAGCAGUGCCUCUAUAGUUGGGAGUCCAUCAGUUUUUUUCCCCCCUAUUUUCAGGGGUUUAUAACUUGGCCGCGAAAAUUCAGCCCCAAGCUGAAGCUUGGCAAAGAAGAUUCCUACACUACUUGGAAUUAAUUUUAUUUGUUAUGAAACUGGGGAAGGGAUGGGGUGGAAAUUUAUUUGACUGACUGUCUCCAAGUUAUGAGUGCAGAAAGCAAAAACUAGUUAUUACAGACACUACUUAGAACUCACAAGUGUAUUAACGGCUUCUUUUUCUUUUUUUUUUUUUUUUAAAUGAAAUAUUGCAGGCCAAUAGUUUUUAUACUAGUGCCUUCAAGUAUUUUUGAGGGGAGAAUUACACCAAGUUAAAAUGAGAUUUAAUUUGCAAAUGUGGUUUCAGCACUUGUAUACAGGAUGGAUUAUUUGUAUCAGUGGGAUAACCUAUACUGUUAAAAUUUUAAUAGCUAUUAAGGAUGUAUUGCAGGCUGUCAAAACUCAGUUCAGCUUUUUCUAAUUUAUAUGUAAACUUAAACUCUAGUUUUUGUAUAGCAGUUUCUUUGCUCAUGUGAAAGUUUUAUUUUACAUGUCCCUAAAUAAGAUUGCAACACUUGCCGUGUAAACUACCUAAGUCCCUAAACAUGUUUACUCUACAGGACUAACGAUAGUCUAUCAGAUAAAUAAUGUGUGUUAAAAGCUCAUACAUCUUAUGAGAACUCCUGUUUCUUUUAAACUUAAAGGCAUUUUAAACUUGUUUAAAAUUUAAAUUAAGGGUAUUGUUUUAAUAUCAGAUUUUCAGGGGAGAACCUUAAACAUAGAUGUUCUAAACAUACAUUGUGAUUUGAUAUAUUGCAGAAGUACCUGAAAGCCUCAAACUAAUACGUUUAUAUUGUCUGAAGAUGCUGUAUGCUCUGGUUUCCUAUUCUUGGGUUUUACUUGUCACUUUUAAGAGGAAUCUCAAAGUUCUCAAGGUUUUAUUUAUUUUUUAACUUACAAUAGUGGUAAGUGAUAUCUGUGCUCGCUUCUGCUUCCAAGUUUGUAUUACCUAUGGUCAGCAAUAUAGCUUCUAAAAAUACAGCUUCAUAUGCUAGUUUUUCCUCCUUUUCCCCGACUAGCUUGCAUUGCUUUAAAUAACCUUGGUACUUGCCAACUGUAUUUCAGCCAGUGCAAUAUACAUUAAGCUCUCUUCACCGUUGCUCAAACAAAGUUGAUUCAUCAGCACAUGUUAUAUUCUGUGGUGCAUUUGGAUUUUUAUCUAGAGUGAGCUGAGGCCCUACAAGUCACCUAGAGUUUUAUUUUUGUGACAGCAGAAAUGUACCAAGAGAAACAUGACUUUCAGCAUACGUGCACCCCCUCUCCUCCCAGUGAAGCAGAUAAGACUACACUUGCAUGUUCACUCUGUUGAGCUUUGACGGACUGUCUGGUUGCAUCUCACAGCAUUGACCUAGCAGCUCUGCAACUCCGUGGUGAUGUCAAAGCAUAUUACCUUUAGAACAGAGCAGCUUUGGCUGUCUGCCGUGUGCGUCUUAAUGUUGGAGACUUAUAAAACAAUUGCGGUGCCUGCUCUCUGUGCUACGAUUUGUGUAAUCCUGACUCGCUGUCAUUGCUGGAGAGGCGGUCAAGCUUUCCUGGCCCUUUUCUUUUUCUUUCAGGAUCUCUCCUGAAUUGGCCUUUUUCAUCAUGUGACUACAGAAUUGAUAUCCUGUGUUGUUUGCAGACCUGUUGUAUUCCACAUACAAAAGCUUGGUUUUAGCCACCUUACUCCUGCUUUUUUGGUGCUGUUGCCUAUUGCUGUGUGCUGUCGAACACACACAAAGGAGGAGGGAUUCUCAAAACUCUUGGAUCCUAAAAAUGGAAAUCUAAUGAAAUUGGGGUAUCUUCCAAAUAAAGGAAUUUAACUGUCCUCUACCUAUUCUCUGAAGAAGUCGCCGAGGCAUUAGAUAGCACUUCCAUCUAUUUCCUUUACCCUUAGUCCUAGGGAGUUGAUCAUACAUUUGUCUUCGUCCUCUUGAAAACGGUAAUUAUUUUUCUUGUGGCUGCAUGUUGAGCAUUUGCAGUUUGUGAGUGCAUGUCCUUCCUGUUGCUCAAGAAACCAACCAUCUGGCAUGUUAGCUAGCGGCAGGUACAUAUACAACGUACACCCACCAGUACCUCAAAGAAUCAAGGCGGGAAAAAUAACCUUGAGAAACUUUGGGAAUUCCUGCAUAGUUUUAAGCUUGAAAUUGAUUUGAGAGUGGGAAUCCAGUGAAAUGCAUCUUCAGAGAACAAAAUUUGCAGGUAAGUAACUUAACCACAUACCAAAUUCCUUUGAAAUUCAGGAGUGUCCAGGGAAAACUUCCAGCUUUUGCUGCUAAAUUUUCUCAUCUUUGGUUGUACGUUUAAACCCUUCGUUUUUAUUUUAAUGUACACUUUUGUUUUGUGGAUCCGUUUUGCUUGCAUUUUCUAGUUUACAAAUUGCAGCAUUUGCAUAAAGAGGUGAUGUUCAGGGUUUCUCCAUUCUUGGUUUCAUUGUUCUUCAGAUCCAGGAACUACUUUGCUUAUGGUAGUAGAAGAAGCUUCUGUGGUAUGGGAGAAACAAAUGCAAAUUAUGAAUUGAAAAGGGUGGGGGCAGUCACAAAAAGAUGUUUAAAAUACAUCUAUGCCUCUUAGUGAAAGAACUAGCAGCUAUUUGGUUUCAAAAGGUUGGUCACUUACUGUGUGAUUCUUACUUGCAACCAACAAGUGUCUGCCUCUGUUUCAUAGAAAUCCUUACAUGCACUUAUUACUUUGUAUAGAAACCAUUUGUUUAUUUUUUUUGCACACAAGUGUUUUGUUAAAUAAUUUUGAAAGGUGUUUUAUUGCUGAACUCUAACUUAUUAGGAAAAUAACAUCCUUUUCAUCGCUUUAAAAAUGAAGUUGUUUUUUUUAAUGCUGUGGUCUAAAAUUUGGUGCCAUUGCGCUGCUUCUCAUGGUACAAAAAUGCACAUUUUAUUUCACUUCCUUUUUCUAGCUGUACAUACUGACAGAGUACAAAAAAAGGAAAACUCAUCGUGCCUAAAACAUGAUUGAAGUUGUCGGCAAAAACUUUACUUGAUUAAAAAUGGAUUGGAUUUUACAGCAUGGUAGGAAAUAGCUGGCUGGAUAUUGCUCUUUGCAGUCUUAAAAAGAAAAAAGUUCCUUCCCCAUGUUCCUGUGCUGAACUAUUAUUGUCUUCAAAACUUUGCUGUUACCUGGAAAAAGUGUCAGUCAAGUGCUAAAUUCCAAUCUAAAUAUUUUGGUUACUAUGUAUAUUUGCAAGCUUGACACACACGGCCUGUUGCACACUUCAUGUCUUGGCCUUUUAAAAAUUCUUGCUUGUGGUGGAGAGGAAAUUUUUUUUUUUUUUUAAAUCUGGAAAUCUGUACUAAAUACAUACUUUUGGCAGCGCUGGUAAUGCUUUUGUCUCCAAAUCUCAGGAAUGUUUUAGGCAAUGUAAAAGGUUUCCCUUCAAUGAUAACAAGGUGCGUACUCUAGGGUCUUGUUAACAAUAUUUCAUUGCAAUCCUAGGUAUCUAUAGCAUGAGUGGCCUUAGUGAGUUUGUUGAAGUGCACAUUUUUUUUUUUUUUCAAAAGUAAAUUUUAAGAUGAAAAAUAUAUACUAUAUAAAUAUAUAGAGAUAUCUAGAAACUUGGUUUGUGGUGCACAAGUUAAGUGUUGGAUCACUAAAUAACUGUUGCAGGUACCAUAUGUGUAACACUUUUUUCUUUUUCUGUAUAUUCCUUUAUGGGAAGCAAUGUUGCCAUGGUAACUAAAACUUUACAAUUUAUUUCUUACUUUGAUGUGAAUGGACUCUACAUUUUAUUGAAUAUUACCAGGUUCAGUACUAUUUUUAUACAUUAUUGAACUACAGGGGAUUGUAAUUUAAUAACAUUCUAAGAUGUUGCUUGAACUGUUUAAAGCAAAUUACUAAAACAAAAACAAAAAAAACCCCUUAAAACCUGAAUCCCCACUUGUAGUGCCACCGUGAUUUAUAUGAGCGUAUCUUGAUCAUUACUACAUUUUUGAAGACCAUUCUAUUUGUUGUGUCAAGAAUAAUCUUUCAUAUCCUACUCCGCACAGACUGCAGUGCCCAACAUUAUUUGUAACCAUCAAACCAUACUGAGUAUGUUUGUAACCAGCAUUGUGAUAUUCUGUAACUGUAUUGCUAAAACGAACUAUUGAUCUAAUAAAUAUAGUGUUCCUGCACUUGUUUUA